Molecule: messenger RNA, 839 nt
Organism: Zootermopsis nevadensis
Lineage: Eukaryota; Metazoa; Arthropoda; Insecta; Blattodea; Termopsidae
Source: RefSeq, a predicted model, not a curated record
UGAAUGUCAGGAGAGUCUGCACAUAGAACAGUUCAUGACUCUGAAGAAGAUACAUGAAGUUGAAGCUAUGAGUCAGUUGGUCGCUGCAUUAGCUCGUGUGUCUCAAGCUGCUCACGUGGUUGAUGUCGGGGGCGGAAAGGGGUAUCCGACUUCCAUUCUGGCAUUGCAUUAUGGGUUCAGAAUUCUUGGAGUAGACUCCUCACAAGUAAACACUCAUGGUGCAGUCAAGAGGACCAUGAAGCUGGAGAUCUGCAAGGUAAUUCUCAACCAUGGAGGGGGAACACAGGAAGUCUCAGAAUAGUACGAAGAUCUCGGAGGGCGGUAGAUGUAACAGUGUUGAAAGUGGUACCACUUCUAAGCCCCAGUCACAAAGCAAGACUUUAUACAAACAGGUGACAAAAUUUGUAACACAACAGACAAGCCUCUGCAGCUUAGUUAAAGAACACUUUCACCCAGAAACGUGCGAGCAGAUGGCCCUUGCUGGACUUCAUACAUGUGGAGACCUUGCUCCUGACUGCUGUCGGAUAUUUUCCAGUAAAGAGGAGUUCAGCUGCUUGGGCAAUGUUUGUUGCUGUUAUCAUCUGCUGGAAGAAGAAUAUGUUCGCAGUCCAUUUUGGACUGAUGUGGAUCCUCAUUACCCAGAGGAGUGCUGUAUGGAUUCCCAGUGAGCCAGUUCGUGCAAAUGCAACAAUUUUCUUUAUGAUACAUAGUAAAUACACACAUUGAAGCUUCUGGUUGAUUGUGGAUUGGUGCAUGGGGGAUAAGCAGGAGCUGGAAGGUUUAUGAUCUGUGAAGCAACAGAUAUUAAUCCAGUAAAUAAUUGUAACGGUAUGAAAUAA